GAUAUUUCCUUGGAUUUGUAUAAAAGGCAAAUUGCAGAUACCACAAAUGCAGUGAAUUUAGAUCUGUUCCAAUGCCUGUUCCUCUGUGCCUGCUUGGCCGUGCUAGAGCCCAAAUAGCGACAGCCCUUCAGGUCAGAUUUCUAGCGAACAAAGAUGCCUCCAACAUUGAGCUACCGCCUGAACCGACUACGUGCUGCAUGUCAGGAUGUGCCAAUUGCGUUUGGGUCGAAUACGCACAGACUGUGGCCAAGAUUCUCGGCGACAACGAUGAGCGUGCACGAGAAAUAGUUUUAGCCAAGAUCAAAGAUCCUAAUUUACGCAUGUUUUUGGAAAUCGAGCUGCGUAACUUGAAGCAAGUUCGAGAGAGCAGGCCAGAGGAACCUAAGAAAUGAAGCCAACUAGUCUAAGGAAUAGCACAAAAUUGUUUAAGUAGCAUAAAUUAGUUUGUUGAAAUA
Messenger RNA from Drosophila navojoa, 455 nucleotides. RefSeq names its product oxidoreductase-like domain-containing protein 1. Gene Ontology annotation, cellular component: mitochondrion. Lineage: Eukaryota; Metazoa; Arthropoda; Insecta; Diptera; Drosophilidae. The record is from RefSeq and is a predicted model, not a curated record.